Messenger RNA from Thamnophis elegans (Western terrestrial garter snake), 3551 nucleotides. Its product is annotated as complement component C6-like. Gene Ontology annotation, biological process: immune response. Gene Ontology annotation, cellular component: membrane attack complex. The record is from RefSeq and is a predicted model, not a curated record. Bases 648 to 3455 code for a protein of 935 amino acids. Lineage: Eukaryota; Metazoa; Chordata; Lepidosauria; Squamata; Natricidae. The transcript is spliced from 18 exons. Gene Ontology annotation, molecular function: protein binding.
GGCAGAGGACAGGAAGGCCUGGAGGAAUGGUGUCCAUGGGAUCGCAACGGAUCGGACACGACUUUGCAACUAACAAGUACUGAUGCACCUGCAAACUUUCUCUGGCUUGAAUUAUCCUAAUGUCUAAUUUGAGGGAAGUUCUUAAAUAUCAUGUUGGGAAAUAAUAUUUUAAUAAGACACAAAUUUACUCUGAAAUCACUGAGCUCAGUGAAACCUAUUCUUUACUAAGCACAUAUACAAUUGCAACCAAACUCUGUUAUUUUUUAAAAGAGGUCAUAACUAAGUUGUUAUUUAACUCCUAUGCUCAGGACAAUCUAUAGACUUUAUUCUGAACAAAAAAAAUUCGGCUCGAUAAUAAUUACUCAGCAUUAAUCCACUGUAACCUUGGAACUGGCUUGGCUUAAAUUUCCCAACUUUUUAUUCUGUUAACACUUAACCAAUACAAAUAAAUGGCUGCUGCAAACAGCCAACCACUUUUAUUGUUUUUAUGAGUCAUCUCUUCAAAAUAAGCAUUGAUAUUUAUUAAGAGUGGCAUGUUUUAUUGGAAGUGAAAGUAAUCUAUGCCCACAGUACUAUUUCCAUUGCUUUAUUAUGAGCUCGCCUUCCCAUGAAUGUUUUUAAUCCAAUAGGCUUGAUAUUUUUUAGCCAUGAAAAGAGACAUCUUCAUAUGUGUUAUCCUUCUGAGCCUUGUAGUUGAAAAAAGUUUUGGAUGUUUCUGUGAUCAUUAUCCAUGGAGUUCUUGGUCCACAUGUUCAAAAACUUGCAAUUUUGGGACACAAAGCCGAACCAGGGCAAUAGUGCGAGAUGAUUAUUAUAAUAAGAAUUUUUGUGACCAACUGUGCCAAUGGGCUGAAUCUCGGGCUUGUAGCCAGCAAGCAUGUCCCAUCAACUGCCAGCUUGGUGACUGGGAAGAGUGGUCAGAGUGUGACCCAUGUGUUAAAAAACAGUUCCGUGUCAAGUCUCUGCUACAACCAUCUCAAUUUGGAGGUCAGGAUUCUUGUGGGCCAAUGGUGGAUGACCGGCCCUGUUUUCCAGAAAAAUUAUGCAACGUAGAGGAAGUGAACUGUGGAAAUAAGUUUCAAUGUGAUAACGGACGCUGUAUUGCCAGGAAGCUAGAAUGUAAUGGAGAAAAUGACUGUGGAGACAAUUCAGAUGAACAAAAUUGUAGGAGAAUAAAGGCUGUCUGCACGUCGCCAUAUCAAAGCAUACCCAGCGUGCACCGCAUGGGCUUCGGGUAUCAUAUCCUGGCUGGAGAAACCCGUGGAGAAGUCCUUGAUUAUUCAUUCAAUAACGGUAGCUGUGUUGUGCUGAAAAGUGAAGACCAAAGAACUAGAUAUCGUCUACCUGCUAACCUCUACAACAUCACUUUUGAGGUGAAAACUCAAGAAGAUGAUGUGAUAACCACGUCCUACACCAGCUUAACACCCUUGGUCCGUUCUUAUGAUAAAGCCUCCUCUUCUAGACAUGUUCAUUGGGAUACUAGUGGGAUCCCCUAUUUUUGGGGCUCAAUAUCAACCACAACAUCAACCUCAUCUUAUGCGUUCAAGCAAGCUAUGAAAGCAUCCCAAAAAAUGUCUUCCAAAUAUAUUAGGAUCCAUAAAGUGUUCGCAGUUUCAAAUUUCAUGGCGAAGAAGCAAGAUCUGCAACUCUCUAACGUGUUCUUAAACUCUCUGAAAAAAUUGCCUCUGGAGUACAACUAUGCUCUAUACAGCCAGAUUUUUGAUAACUUUGGGACACAUUAUUACACAUCUGGUAUAUUGGGAGCCAAAUAUGACCUUCUGUACCAGUUUAGUGAGGAAGAAAUAAAAAAUUCAGGUUUAACCACAGAACAAAUGGAAAACUGUGUACUAACAGAGACACAGAAAUAUGUUUUCUUCUUUAAGUCAACUGAACAUAGCGGGUAUUGCAGCGGAAAUAAACUUACAGAACGCCAUGAAGGUUCCAUGUUGAAAUCAUCUGAACGGUCCAUUUCCCUGGUUCAGGGUGGGCAGGCACGGUAUGCUGCAGCUCUAGCCUGGGAACGAAAAGGCUCUUUGCCAGGACACGAGAUAUUUAAUGAGUGGCUGGAAUCAGCCAAGAACAAUCCAAUUGUGAUUGAUUUUGAGGUUUCCCCCAUUGUGGAUUUGGUGAAGAAUUUCCCAUGCUCCGCAACAAAACGUUUUAAUCUCAGGGAGGCCUUUUCUGAAUAUAUGAGGAAAUAUGACCCCUGUCUCUGUGCCCCGUGCCCCAAUAAUGCUCAACCAGUUUUAUCAGAAACUGGAUGCCUCUGUGUAUGUAAGUCUGGAACAUAUGGAAGCAACUGUGAGCUGCGAGCACCUGACUACAAAUCAGAUGCAGUAGACGGCUACUGGAGUUGCUGGUCACCGUGGAGUGCUUGUGACGCAUCUUUUAAGAGGCAAAGAACUCGUCUGUGCAACAAUCCUGAGCCCAUGAAUGGAGGAAAACCUUGUAAAGGUGACGCUGAAGAUGAGGAACGGUGUUUUAUUUCAAUGUUUAAAAGACAGGGUGCUACUUGUGUAAAUGAUGAUGACUAUACUGAAGAAGGCCAGAUAAUACCUAAAUGUGACACGGGAUGUUUCACUCCAGAAGCACCAGAAAAUGGAUUCAUCAGGAAUGAAAAACCGUGUUAUGAUGUUGGAGAACAAGCAGAAGUGAUUUGCUUCAGUGGCCAUUUUCGCUCAGGAUAUCCAUUCCUUCGCUGCCUUGCAGACAAAACAUGGGCACAACAACAGAACGUUGAGUGCCAAAGGUUGGCUUGUGACAGACCAUCAGUUUCAGAUGUUGUCCAUGUGACCCCAUUUAAAAUUCAGUAUGAUGUUGGGGACCAGAUCCACCUGACCUGUCCUAGAGGGUACAGUUUUACAGGCCUAGAGACUUAUGUAUGUGGGGACCGAAUGUCCUGGAUACCUGCUAUUCUGAACUCACUUGAAUGCAAGAAAAUUGAUCCACUUCAGGUCAAAGAUAAUUGCAGUCUUGGGAAAAAAGAGGUGGAUUCCCAUUGUGUCUGCAUAUCCCCGGAAGAAGACUGCAACACCGGCUCAGAAGGUAUUUGUGUAUUGGAUGUACAAUCUGAACAAGCUGUUACAAAUCCUAGCUGUCGUUUUCUGGCCGAGAAGUGCAGGAAUGAUGAACAAGUCCAUUUUAUCCAUAAUGGACCUUGCAAUGAUGACACCAGGUUGACAUGGGCUAUUCAGAGAGCAAAUCUUUCAGCAAAUUCAAGAAAGAAAGAGCCUUGUGGAUACGAUGUAUGCUAUGAUUGGGAAAGAUGUUCAGAAGAAAGGUUGCAGUGUACCUGUCUGCUUCCAAAUCAGUGUCCAAAGGGUGAAGAACAGGUCUAUUGCAUUCAAUACGGAACUAGAAACCAAAGGAGGACAUCAACCCUCUGUGUACUUGGAGCCAUGAGAUGUGCCAGUGCGAGAGUAACGCUGUUGCAUCCUGGAAAAUGUGUGCCAUAAAAUGAGGUGGCAAACAAAUAUCCGAUGUCCUCAGCCCUAUUUCAAUCACAGUUCAAAAUAAAUUCAUUGAAUUAAAAUGUUGGUUUAAGAACUGAA